GUGAGAGACGCCUUCCGCGUUUUUUAUCAGCCACUGAUAUCUCCUUCGGUUGUAUCGUUGCCGGGACGCCAUUACGAACAACGCUAGAAUCGGUGUUCCUUGAUUGGUGGACGUUUGGUGGCGGUGGGGAUGAGACCGUGCCGUAGGCGGACACGUCGUUUCGGUUCGGUCGCACCCUUCGUAAUCAUAGAGCAGCAGACAGUCGUCGGUUCGGUGUCUAGUGUCAGUGUCUCUCCGAAAAGUUGGUCGUUAACGCGAACGUUAUAGUUGUCCCGUGAUGGGAGACCCGACGGUCCGUUGAACUCAGUCGACGUCACGUCGUCGUGCAGAUCGCUCCGUUUCCGCCAGUGAUCGGUGUCGUCCUGUGAUCUUGAACGUUCCGUGAUUAAUUUUAUUAGCAAUCAGUUACGUGCGACGGGUGCACGGAAUCAGCCCGGCCCCAUGACGGACAUCAGCAGCAUCGGUAUGGUCUCGUAUUACAACCCCCUGGCGAUGUACCGCCAGCAGCAGCCGGCUGGACAACAACAGUUGGUCCAGCAGGUCCAGCAACACGGUCAGACGCAACAGGCGCAACAACACACGGCGAUCACGUCCACCGACGGUGGACAGCAAUAUUGGUACGGGUACCCGCACGGGCACACGCACCCUGCCCACCAUCAAGCCCCUCAACAGUAUCUGGACCACGCGGAGAUGCUCUCCAAUUGGUCGCAUCCUCACACGCAUCACUACACCCACAUACAGUACCAACAUCAGUACCAGCAACAACCGCAGAUGACCACGGUGACAGACUGGAGCGGAGACGAGACCAGCCCCAACGUGGGCGCUGGAGAACCUAGCCCGCCCAUCACCGUCAGCGGGAGCGAGAUCAGCAAUCCUGGAACACCAUCCACUCCGCCGGCUAAUAAUAAUAAUAAUUCGACCACUAAUAAUAAUAAUACUAGCCAUAAUAAUAAUAAUACGACGCCUAUGAGACCGGGACAGAUCAGAAGCCCUUAUGAGUGGAUGAAGAAGACGUCGUAUCAGAGUCAACCAAAUCCAGGAAAGACACGAACAAAAGACAAAUACAGAGUGGUUUAUACGGAUCACCAGCGGUUGGAGCUCGAGAAAGAGUUCCAUUUCAGCCGUUACAUCACGAUUCGCCGUAAGGCUGAACUUGCCGCGAAUUUAGCGCUCUCUGAACGACAGGUAAAGAUAUGGUUCCAAAACCGGCGGGCGAAAGAACGAAAGCAAGGCAAGAAGCGAGAGGAGUUAGACCAGAAAAGUCCGAAAUCGAUGGAAGGAGUACCUAGCGGAGCAAUGGCCAGCCUGUCCCUCGGCGGAAUGGGAGGAAUGUUGGGUGGUCUGAUGCAGAAUGGAGGCUCGCCACCAUUGGGACUCGGACACUCGUCCCAUCACACCUUGACUUUGAGCCCGCCAUCUGGACCUCUGCAUUCGCACUCUCAUCAGCACGCUCAUCCUCACACGGUGUUAGGCUUGUGACCUGAAGAACCCGAGAUCGCUGAAACUUGGUCCCGUCAUGGCUGACCUAGCAGCACCUUCACACCGUCAGACUUUGCGACGGAUUCGUAGUCGCGCGUGAUUUUUCUGGACGAUUUUCGAGACAGAUAAUCGACCUCGAUAACCGAUGGGAGGACUACGAUCGCGUUGUGACCCCUGUGGUCUUCGUUCUGUUGGGUCUGUUAGCACUUUUCGUUACCCUCGUGAAACGCGCUCGGGAGGAAUUUCAGUGAACACCGACGGGGAUCCAAGAUGGCGACGCUCGUGUCGAUCGCGAUACAAUUCUUCUUAUAUGCUCAGUAUUAUUUUCAAUUUUGCUAGAACGAAGUUCUGACCACGAUUUUUACCUAGGGAUUUAUUUUAACGAGCCGCGAUCAACGCUUCGUGGAGGAUUCAGAAAUUGCCACUCAUUGUCAAGACAAAUUCACGAACCGCCGACUGACGAUCGGAUCUCCGACAUUUAUACGAAACGUAUGGAAACGUGCAAUCUUUGCCUUAGAAACCGCCAACCGCUGUACUUGUAUCCAGUGGUACCGUCGCGUUAAGUUAGAUUUUAAACGAGAAAUUUAUGAUACGCACGGGGAUGCGAUUCGAAUGAAUUUCAACAAAUUAAAUAAUAAAUGGGUUCGUUCGCUUCUGCAGACUCGCAAGAUACGCUCAGAAAAAUAUAUAGGAUACAUCGUUUGCUCAGGGAUCUGAAGAUCCCACAGUUUCUGAGAGUGUAACAGAAUCUUGCGAGUUACGAUGGCAUUUAUUAUUGUUGCUGUUAAAUUCGCUCGAAUUGCCCGAAGAUGUCGAGGCUUUUCUGGGGAGGGGAUCUGAAGAAUUUAAAGAACGUAUCGAGAGUACGUAGAAGAAAACAAGAUGGAGAGCGAAACCGGGGUCCCCAUACCCACGCGCAAGGACCGAGAACCCCGAGGAUCCAAGUAUACGUACGAGAGAAACGAAAGUAAAAUUGUAAAACGGCGUAUUCUGUAUCGAAAUGUCCGCGAACGAGAUGCAAUAAACGUGUACGCGGUAUGUUUUUACAAAAUACUUGUUAAACUCUUUUCGAAACCGUACGUAAACGUAUGCCUCGAGAGAAGUCGCGUUGUUAUGCAAUUUUUAAUCGUGCCGAUUUUAAUCUUCGACUUUUAUUACCUUCUCGGUAAAACGAGUUUUAUUUGGCUUUACUGCUACGCGUACGAAUUGUAGAUUCUUAGAUCGAAUUUUAAUGACAAUAAAAGAUAAAAACACGAAAAAUAUAGAGGCUGUUUUCGAGAAGGAAAUGAAACUGUAAGAGAGAGCCGUGUGCCUUGAGCCAACCCCCUCAACACGCGAUCACGAUUUCAAUGUAAAACGCGAGCGUGUGUGUGCGUGCGUUGUUGUUGUAUGUAUGUAUGUAUGUAAGAAUGGUUUUAACGUAACAUUAAAAAUCUCACGUGAAUUAUGUGUACAUAGUUAAAUAUAAUAAAAUAUCUUAAUUCGUAAGUUAUUAUAUUAAUUAAGGUUAGUAAUAUUAGGCUUUACGAUCGUGUAAGAUUCAUUAGUAUUUACGUUUUCAUCGGUUUAUGUAUGGUUUCUUGUUGCGAGAGUUUAACAAGUGUUUUAAGGGAACAUACGA
This is a messenger RNA of Megachile rotundata (alfalfa leafcutting bee), 3100 nucleotides long. RefSeq names its product homeotic protein caudal (gene cad). Gene Ontology annotation, biological process: anterior/posterior axis specification; embryo development; regulation of transcription by RNA polymerase II. Gene Ontology annotation, molecular function: RNA polymerase II transcription regulatory region sequence-specific DNA binding; DNA-binding transcription factor activity, RNA polymerase II-specific. Gene Ontology annotation, cellular component: nucleus. NCBI's taxonomy places the organism in Eukaryota, Metazoa, Arthropoda, Insecta, Hymenoptera, Megachilidae. The record is from RefSeq and is a predicted model, not a curated record.